AUGAUAUCCAGAGUUAAGCUCUUGCCAUGCACAUGCAUACGCAGCUACGCUACAUCUGCAAAUGAAUUCACUGACCACCACAAGCGUCUUGAUCUCCAUGAUUGGCCAACAUCAAAGAACCCGACACCUUACGAAGUAUUUGGGCUAUCGUCAAAAGACAUAGGAAUGUCGCGUAGUGAGUUGAAUAGGAUAUUGAAGGCCAGAUAUGUGAAGCUAGUCAAGAUUUAUCACCCCGAUACAUCACUCGAUUUGGCAGAUAAUUUUGGAACUCCCCUUGGGGACGAACAAAAGAGGAAACGGUUUGACUUGAUUCAGGAAUCAUACGACAUUCUACGAGAUGCAAGGCGAAGAGUGGCUUAUAACCGAUUCAAAACCACUUCUUGGGAACAACAAGGUCCAUAUAACCCCAGCAGUGAACCAUUUUCAAGGGAGAGUUUUGAAGCAUACCGAAGGGCAAAUGCACAUCGUGCUAGAUACGACUUCACCAAAGAUGAGGCUUUCUGGCUGGCCGGAACUUGGAAUGACUAUUAUCAAAUGAAGUAUCAACGAGCACCACCGACAAAGGAAGAGUUGGAGAAGAACAAGUAUAAGAUCUUAUUCGGAGUUUUAGCAUUCGGAGCGUUAGCUUUUGGAUUGCAGAUCAUGAGUGCCAUUGAUCGGACGAACCAGUAUCUAAUUGACACACACAAGAAGAAUCUACAAUCUAUGCGAGACUUGAAUGUGAGCUACGAAGGAGAUGGGUCGUACUCUGAGGCUGAAAAUUUGCGCAAGUUCUUGAUUGGACGAAGAGCCACUAUGCGACUGAAGAACGAUGGGUUUGGAGAGGAGGAGCCCAGUGAUAACGAAUUGUUACACAAAUAUGCUAAACACAGGGUGAACAAAUGGGAUAGGCAAGAGCAGGAAUGGAACGAAAGACGUCAAAGUGACAAUUUGUGA
This is a messenger RNA of Lodderomyces theae, 936 nucleotides long. RefSeq lists its product as uncharacterized. The record is from RefSeq and is a predicted model, not a curated record. The transcript has a single exon. Lineage: Eukaryota; Fungi; Ascomycota; Pichiomycetes; Serinales; Debaryomycetaceae. The coding region runs from base 1 to 936 and encodes 311 amino acids.